Molecule: messenger RNA, 868 nt
Organism: Drosophila albomicans
Lineage: Eukaryota; Metazoa; Arthropoda; Insecta; Diptera; Drosophilidae
Product: trypsin iota
Exons: 2
Coding region: 127-810 (227 amino acids)
Biological process (GO): proteolysis
Molecular function (GO): serine-type endopeptidase activity
Source: RefSeq, a predicted model, not a curated record
UUAACAUUUACAGCCCUUAAGCAGAGCGAUAAGUCUUGCAACGUGCUGCGACCAAGGUGCGAUCAGUUGAUUUCUCUGCUUUGUUGCAGCAAUGCGAUUCCUGCAAGUACUGGUAAUGGUCGUAUUAUGGGCGGCAGUGAAGAGAGCAUAUAUAAUGUCCCCUGGCAGGUGUCCAUACAAGUCAGUGCACGUCAUGUCUGCGGUGGCGCCAUCUACAGCAAGGAUAUUAUCAUCACAGCAGCCCACUGCGUUCAGGACAAAUCUGUGACAUUAAUGCAGGUGCGAGUGGGUGCCAAUUACCACAACUCCGGAGGCCGUUUGAUUCCUGUGGGUGCCUACAUGAUUCAUGAGCAGUACAACAAACAGUUUAAGUACUACGACAUUGCUCUUAUACGUCUGGCCACUCAACUCACCUACAGCUUGUCUGUAAAAGCAAUUGGUCUGGCCACCGUAAGUCCCACAGCUGGAGCUAGUGUCUCGGUCAGCGGUUGGGGCUACCUACAGCCGAACGGCGCCGAUGGCUUUGCCAGCAGUCUGCAAGUGGUGCAACUUAAUGUUAUAGAGCGAAAUGAGUGCGCCUCGGCUAAAUACGGUUACGGAUGGGACUUUGUAGGUGACGAAAUGAUUUGUGCAGCAGCUCCGAAUAAAGACGCCUGCACUGGGGACUCUGGUGGUCCGAUGGUUUCCGAGAAAUUGCUGGCGGGCAUUAUCGCAUGGGGCUAUGGCUGUGGUCAGCUCAAUUAUCCAGGCGUAUAUGUUGAUGUGGCAGUUCUUCGACCUUGGAUAAUUAAGGCUGCAAAUUCGAUUUGAUAUAUGUAUUUUUAAUCAAGAUGGUUCAAAAUUAUUGUAAAAUAAAGUCCAAUUUGUG